This is a messenger RNA of Sebastes umbrosus (honeycomb rockfish), 5531 nucleotides long. RefSeq names its product MAP7 domain containing 2a (gene map7d2a). The record is from RefSeq and is a predicted model, not a curated record. Lineage: Eukaryota; Metazoa; Chordata; Actinopteri; Perciformes; Sebastidae. The transcript is spliced from 18 exons. Gene Ontology annotation, biological process: microtubule cytoskeleton organization. Bases 363 to 3113 code for a protein of 916 amino acids. Gene Ontology annotation, cellular component: microtubule cytoskeleton.
GGGCUGACGCUGCGACGCACACGGUGUGCUCGGUCGGUAGUAAACUCGAUUGUGUGCGCAUCAUCAUCAUCUCUGCUCCUCCAGCCUCAGCAUCUCUCUCCUCCAUCCAUCCACAUACAAGACCCUCCUGUCCUGUCCUGUCCUGAUUCCCAUCAUCUCCAGCCUUCAUAAUGACCUUCAGGCCGUUUAGUUGAAUGCUGUGUGCUUGUUUGUGUCCGCUGUGGCUGCGCGCAUCACUGCUGCUGCCGCGGAGAGAAGCGGAUACCUGCAUGUGCUGCAUUGGCUGCAUCACCGCAGAGCGCUCUGGGUGACAGCAUCCUCAUCCAUUUGGGUGUAUUAUUGUGCCUGUGACAGCAGCUACCAUGGCGAAAACAGUCCCAUCAUCCAGUGCAAUAACAGGUGAAAAGAUGGCACCACCGUCCAUCACUCUACUUCCUGAGAAGAGAUCUCCGACAAACGGUCACAGCUCUCCAGCCCGGACUGGAAAAACCACUCCAUCUAACACAGAGAAGAGGCCACAAAUAAAUGGACACGCGUCCCCUUCACACAUCAAUAACAACCAUGCAGGUAAACAAUUUGUGGAGGGUUAUAUGAAGACAGACGACAGGAUGCGAUUAGCCAAAGAGAGACGUGAGGAGAGGGAGAGAAGCCUGGUGGCCCGGGAGCAGCUGAUCAGGGAGAAGGAGCGCAGAGCUCGGCUGCAGUACGAACGCACAGUGGAGGAACGCUGGAGGCGGCUGGAGGAGCAGAGGCAGAAAGAGGAGCUCCGCAGAACUGCAGUGGAGGAAAAGAGGAGGCAGCAGCUCGAGGAGGACAGGGAGCGUCUGGAGGCCCUGAUGAAACGCUCUCUGGAGCGAAGCCUUCAGCUGGAGCAGAGGACCAAACGCUGGAACAGAGGCUGCCAUACAGGAGCAGAAACAUGGCGGUGCAACAUGGCGGACUCCGUGAAGAGGACCCGCUCCCUUUGUAGAUAUGAUUCUAACAUAAAGGAAACACAACAAUUCUUAGUUUCAGGUGACAGUGAGAAUGCCCUACUCCCUUUCUCUGCUGCCUCCGCCUUUUCCCAUGGCAUUGCCUCCCCCCUUCCUGCUGUCAGCGAAUCUGCGCCCUGCAGCCCUCACAGGUCACCUUUCCGCGGCUCACUGAACCCCGCGGAUCACAACAAAGCUGGACUUCAGGGAGGCUCUCAGUCCACUCCCAAUACCCCCAAGAAAGAGCGGCUGCGCAGAGAGAGAAGAACUGCAUCCCCAGGUUGUGGAUCCCCUGUGAGAAGAUCUGAAUCCCCUGCUAGUAUCACAAGGCACUUGGCUUCUCCAAAGACCUCCAAGCUGGCAUCUAAGAUGCGUGCCCAGUCUCCCAGCAAUGCACAUCAGUACCAUUACUCUCCUACAAGACAUCGUCCAAACCUGUCACCUGAUGAUAGGAGAGUGGAGGACAAGAAGGUGGAGAAAUACAGCGAACAAUCCAAAGCAGUGAAAAAGAGCACAGACAUCAGCAAUCCAUCGUCACAAGACGAGAAGAAUGUGGUCAACACUGACAUCACCAAAUCCAGAUCACCUAAGGGUGAAACCUUGGAUAAUCAUCUCAAAGAUGACACACCUGAAAAAAAUCAGUCCCCUGACAGAAAGGACAACAUGUCUCCCAAAGUGGAUUUCUCAGAGAAGAAGACGCAGAGCAACGCUCAGGAUGGAGACAAGAAAAAAGAAUCAGCAGCUUGUGCGUCCACAGGGAAGGUAGCAGCUGGCACAACAAAUGCAGAGGAGGCCACCAAGUUGCUGGCAGAGCGGAGGCGUCUGGCUCGAGCUCAGAAGGAACUGGAAGAGAAAAAGCGAGAACAAGAGGAAGAAGAGCGACUCAGGAAAGAGCAGCUAAGGAAGCAACUUGAACAGGAGCAGCGACAGCAGAAGGUGAAGGCUCAAGAAGUGAAGGAAAAGGGGAAACAUGAGGAAGAUCUUCACCAGCUGAAACAAGAAGAGGACAAACGGAAGAAGGAGGAGCAGGAGAGGGAGCUACAGACCCACAUGGACAAAGAGAAAGAAAAAGCCCAAGUCCAAGCUCAGGAGGACGCCGAGCGUCAGCGGCAAGACCGAGAACUGCAGAUGCAACAAGAAGAGGAGGAGAGGCAGCUAAGAAAAAAGAGAAUUGAGGAGAUCAUGAAGAGAACUAGGAAGGGUGAAGCUGACUUGAAGAAGGCGGAGCAGGUGGAGGCGAAACCAGGUGAAGUAAAGGCUAAAGCUCAGGUGAAAGAGCAAGCAAUCAAAAAGGUUGAGUUUCAGGUUAAAGAGCAGGUCAGAGACCAGGUCAACAUGAAGGAAAAUGCCCCGGUGAAGAAAGAAGCAACAGCAGCAGCACAGAUGGACAAUCAAUUGCAAGUCAAAAACAACACUCAUCAAGUGACACCAACACACAGUGUUCCCGACAAGAGACCGGACACCAAACAAACCAGUGAAGGGCCCGGCGGCCAACUUAACAGAGAGGGCAAAGACUGCGUUCUCAAGCAACAGGGAAGAGAGGUGGAGACGAAUGUGAACAAACAACACAGAGCACAUGUUAAAGCCGCAGACCAACCAAAUAAAGAGGCGACAGCAGACGCCAAAGUCAACCAAAGGGAGGGUGCUAUGAUGAACGGAGCAGUGAAGGGAGAAGGAAGUGCCUUGAAGAGAACUGCUGAGGUAAGCAAACAGCAGAGCCUGCAUGUGCCGACAGCUGCUAGAGGAGGGUCCCAGAUGAAGGUCAUUAGACCGUCUGUGGCGACCCUGCCGGUGGGACACCUGGCACCGCCCAUCAUCAAGCUGGAGCCACUAGAUGUGAAGGGCACGGGGUCAUGUGAUGAGGUGCAGUCCAUGGACGUCAGCCCGGCUUCGAGGGAGGAACUGAUAUCUAUCCCAGAGUUCUCGCCAGUCAACGAAAUCCAGCUCAGCGGGUUGAGUAACACCCGUGCUCUCGAAGACCUGAUUGACCUGACUGGCGGCGUCAACUACCCUAAACUGUCCUCUGAAGGCGAUAUAGGCGACUGCAACAAGAACCUGAUUGAGGGUGUUGUCAGUCCCAUGUCGGACUCGAAGCUCAUUGGGAUGCCGCCUCCGUCCUCAAAUAAGCUUAGCAUCCAGUAGUCCGUUAAUAAUCUCUCUUUCUCUUCCUCUCUCGCUUGCCUUCUCUCUCUCUGUCCCACACAUACUCUCGCAGGAUGUCACAUGUUGAGUGUGUGCCCCCGCGUCACUACAUUUAUGGGAAUAGAGCCAUAGAGAUUGACUUGCAAUAUAAAGAAAACAUACAGUAUAUUCAAUAUUCUAAUCACAUAACUGACCAUUGAAAGUAUGUGUGUUGUUAUGAGGACAAGUGUGUGUGUGCGAGAUGAGCACAUGUGAAAGAGGGUCAGGAAGAGAAGGUGUGUCUUGCUGUGUAAAAUAAUCAGGGUUUUCAAUAUCAUGGACAUUUAGAAAACAUGCUAUUGCUAAUGUAUGAUAAGACUUCCCCCUGCACAAAUUCCCCACUGGGUCCCAGUUCAGUCCCAGUACAGGAGUAACAAAGCCUGCUCAGAGCACUGAUGCCUGCAUUUGCACCUCUGCCUUUCCACGUGCCCUCCCAAGCUUUUAAAUCUAAUUCAGUGUGUUGUUGCUGGGAAAGGCAUGAAUAUUUCAUUUUCAUGAUCAUUUUUAAUACUUCAAAAAUGUUCUUACCAGGUAAUGUUAUUCAUGCAUGACGUGUUGACGAUUGAUUUGGCUGGAAUUUAUGAGGGGUGGAAGUAACAAAAAUUAAUUGAUAAAAAUGGAGGUGAUGAAAAUGCAUGUGAAUUGAAAAAUGGAGCUAUAAAAAAUGGAUGUGAAAUGAAAAAUGGAGUGAUAAAUUAUCAAGUGAUUCGAUUAAUUUAAAGCUGAUUUGACUAAAACAGUUUCUGAUAUGAUGAAAACAGAGCCAGGUUUCAUCAUUUUCCCCGAAUGAAUGGUCGACAGUUGAUUAUCAGAGCAACACUUUCAAAUACAAUGUCAAUCAAGUUUAUCAAAUCAAUUAACAAAUUAUCACUCUAUUUUUUUCAAUUCACAUACAUUUUCACCACUUCCCUUUUCCUCAAUUAUUUUUUGUUACUCCCACCCUUGAGGUCACCUUCCUUAAAUGAUAAAUGGCAAUUUAGUGUUGUGAAUGAUGAAUGUGAGAUGGUGAAAAUGAUGAAACAUGGCUCUGUUGUAAUCAUAUCCCGACUGUAUUAGUCAAAUCAGCUUUAAAUUAAUCAAAUCACUCAAUAAUUUAUCACUCCAUUUUUCAAUUCAAAUGCAUUUUCAUCACCUCCAUUUUUAUCAAUUGAUUUAUGUUACUUUCAGCCCUCAUAGGAAUUUAAUGGAUUUAUCCGGCAAACUAAACUCCAGCAGCAGGACUCCUUCACUCUUCCUAACCUAGCGAUGUCUGACCACUGGAUUGUUAUGAGAUGAUUCCCUUUAUCCUUUUUUCAAUCUUUAACUUUCUAACUGCACGUGAGUGAGAAGGAUGAUUCCAAAGCUGUCAACUUGAAUGUUCACACAUUGAGAAAAUCAUGACAUCAACACAACUGAUGGCACACACCUACAGUAUAUACUACAGGAUUGUUGUAGUCUAGAGUGAACCGCUAACUCGGAUUCUAUUGCGAAUAAUAAACAGUAAUUGCAUCCAUAAAAGCUUCUCUAACUGGCAUUUUUCAGUGACAAGGCACAGCACUAAUGGAUGCAUUCAUCUAUUAGACAUAUACAGGUAUGAGUCCAAUCAAUAGAUAUCUGGCUGUAAGACUGAAGUGCACCGGGCCAGAAAUGUUUGCCUAACAAUCAACUUUCCCUGUAGCUAUAAAGAUGUUGUUAAAGUUAUUCUCCUCCCAUCAUGUUGUACUGUUUGGUCCUGUGUGUAGGAAUUAUCCAGUGGGCUCUUUUAACUUCCUGAGCAAUUCAUAACUAAUGAUUGCAUUUUUUCAUUUUCUGUGUGUAAUAUAAUUUCAGUAGAGAUGCCUUAUGGGGGACUGAUUAGUUACUCAAUUCUUCUGGCUGUGUAUUCUUUCUGUUUGGCCACUGGGAUUGUUGUGUGUGACCUGUAAUACUUGAACCUUUAUUUGAAACUCUUCAUCUCCGCCAUGCUGCAAGAAAAGCUAUUAUUCCAACAGUUUAUACACAUUAUUAUGUUACUUACAAAGUGGUAUUUAGAUUUGUGUACUUUGGACAAUACAUAGCCUGGAAAGACAGAAACUUUUUUUUAAAUUGUCUUAAGUGGCCAUAACUGUGUGUUACAUACAGUAUUUGAGAGUUGCUGUAUAUUUUGAAUAUUCAAACAUUGCUGUUCCACAUUGACCUUUUUGAAAAGGGGACUGAUUUGAAGGAAAAGCAAAUGAGUAUAAAGAAAUGAUACACUAUGUACAACCAUUUCAAAAAGUAUUCAAGUUUGCUUAGACCCAUAAUUUAAACCACAGUAUCACAGUCAGCUCAACUCUUUCAGUUAUGUAAUUACUGUAGACAUUGCGCAUGGUUAGCAUGGUCAUAACAAUGUUAUCUGAAACAAUAAAACUUAAAAUUAAA